UUCCAGAUAAUGAGGAGUACGGCUAUUGGUCACCUGAAAUAAUUAAUGAAUUUGAGGGAUGGAAAUAGAAAUAUGAAACAAUUGAAGCAGAUAUUUGGGCAUUAGGAAUAGUGUUUCUGGAAGCUAUGACCUUAAAAUCUGGUUAUGACUUUUACUUUAUAGAUGACAAUAAUAAAUUAUACAUUGAUUACUAAUUACUCUAAGAUAAUUUUGAUGCAGCCAAAGAAUACUAUUCAUAAGAAUUAAUAACUUUGGUCUAAAUCAUGCUCACUAUAGAUCCAUAGGAAAGAACUUGGGAAAAUAUAAUUGAACAGAACAUUCGAAUAUAAGAUACGUAAUAACAGCAAAUUCUUCCUUAAAUAUAACCAAUUCCUGAAGAAAGUGAAGAAGAGAGUAUCAUUUAAGAGAAGGCAGGUUGUGAUAAGACAAAGUUGUUGAAUAUGUUAGAGAGUUGUCUAAUUAAAUCAAGACAAUUGAUUAAAGAAAAUGAAAGUAGAAAGUCUAAAAGACCUAGUUAAGAUAAUAUCACUUGCAGUUAGUCAAGUCCUCAAAAAGAAAAAGAAGACGUUAAUUCUAGUUUAUUAAUGCUUAUGAAAGGAAAACAUUCAAAGAAAAAUUCUACUGACUCUGGUGGAUCAAUUCUUAAAGAAAUUCCUUAGAACAAGUAAAAAUAACGACAAAAGUCUCAAUAAGAUAUUUUUGAGAAAAUAGUUUUACAGAAUGCAAUAGUUUAGGAUUAAAACAUUAUGGAUCCCAAUGAUUUAUCCAAUUUGAUGUAAAUCUAUAAGUCUUAUAAUGGAGAAGGAAAAAAUAAAAUGAUGCAUGGUAAAGGUCAUCUCGUAUUUUAGAAUGGAGCUGUUUUAUAAGGAACUUUUCAAGAUGGUAAGGUUAAUGGUUAUGGAAUCUUACUAAUAAAUGGAUAAAUAAUAGUUGGGCAUUGGGAAAAUAACAUCUUGGUUCAAAUUAUGUGA
Paramecium tetraurelia is the source of this 971-nucleotide messenger RNA. RefSeq lists its product as uncharacterized. The transcript is spliced from 2 exons. Lineage: Eukaryota; Ciliophora; Oligohymenophorea; Peniculida; Parameciidae. The record is from RefSeq and is a predicted model, not a curated record.